GCACGUCCUAAGACGCAGGAAACGACGGCUCCUCUUCCGCCAUGGACAAACUCUGAUCGAUCCAAACGAGAUUUUUGCCUUCGGGAUUCAAUGUGAAAGGUUGAACUUUUUACUCCGAGCAGUGAUUUGGGGGAAACGAGAUCGAUUUGGUUUCGAAAUUGAGGCGGAUUUGAUCUCGCUCUCGCGAAGAAUGAACUUUAACAAGCAUGCUAUUAUGGGGGGAGCAGCAGCAGGGGGAGAUGGGUUGGGAGCAGAGGCGAACGGCGGCAGCCGGAGCAUUGGACUGGCGCGGCAGUCGUCCGUCUACUCGCUGACGUUUGACGAGUUCCAGAGUUCUCUGGGGGGAGUUGGGAAGGACUUCGGAUCCAUGAACAUGGACGAGCUCAUCAAGAACAUCUGGACCGCGGAGGAGAGCCAGACCUUGGCGAGCGCCGUUGGAUCUCGCAUCGAAGAAGCUUGCCUCCAGAAGCAGGGAUCCUUCACCUUUCCCCGAACUCUAAGCCAAAAGAGUGUGGAGGAGGUCUGGAGGGACCUUGUCUAUCCGGUCCAGGCCCCCCCGGCUACUGCCGGUGCCUCGUACCAGCACCAGCACCAGCACCAGCAACAGACACUGGGCGAGAUUACCCUAGAGGAGUUCUUAGUCAGAGCUGGUGUAGUCAGAGAGGAACCAGCUACAUCCAGAUCGAUUGCUGAUGCUGGCGAUAGCAGUGGCCAUAACAGAUCUAUCAGGAAUGCGCUCUUCGGUGAUCUACAAGUUGCAAACAAUGCAUCCGGUGUUUCGCUAGGGUUUCUCCCACAAGAUCGAAGCAGUAGAGAUGCGGUUGUUAGCAACCCGACUUCUAAUAGUGCUGCAGCUGCUUUGGCGAUGAUGGUCGCCAAUGACGGAAUUCCAUUGGCAGCGCCACGGGGUGAUGUUAAUUUAGCUAGUCCCCGGGGAAUUCGAGGGGCAGGCCUCAUGGGGUUUGGAGAAGUUGGGUUGAACAAUGGCUUGAUGUCUGGAGCUGUUGGUUUGGGUGCAAGAGCAGGUAUCGUUACCGCUGCAUCUCCAGUGAACCAUCUACCUUCAGAUUCACUUCCCAAGAGUGGUGGAGAUCAAUCUGCUAUCUUAUCAGUUCCAUACGUUUUCAGUGGAGGUCUGAGAGGAAGGAAGUCCGGUGCUGGGGAGAAGGUGUAUGAGAGGAGGCAGAGGAGGAUGAUCAAGAACAGGGAGUCAGCUGCUAGAUCACGUGCCAGGAAGCAGGCAUAUACCAUGGAGUUGGAACUAGAAGUGGCAAACCUAAAAGAAGUAAACCAAGAAUUGCAGAAGAAACAGGCAGAAAAAAUGGAGAUGCAGCAAAAACAGAUCCUGCAAAUGAUUAAUGAGCAGCGAGGACCGAAGAAGCCAUGCCUGCGAAGAACACAAACAGGCCCUUGGUAAAGUUUUGAAUGGACAGUGAUAACAUGAUAUAUCAAAGUUAGCUUCUACAAAGGCCCUGCCUCUAUUGUAAAUCAAAGAAUUAUAUUGCUAUUUUCUAGAGGUUCCAAAUUCUCUUGUUCUGAGCAUCUUACUUUUGAGUGUUUUAAUUGACUUAGCUUUAGGAAACUGUAUCAAACCUCUAUUGUAUAGAUUUCAUUCUUGCAGAUUGCAGACUUUUUUACCACUAAA
Molecule: messenger RNA, 1645 nt
Organism: Zingiber officinale
Lineage: Eukaryota; Viridiplantae; Streptophyta; Magnoliopsida; Zingiberales; Zingiberaceae
Product: ABSCISIC ACID-INSENSITIVE 5-like protein 5
Exons: 5
Coding region: 191-1417 (408 amino acids)
Biological process (GO): positive regulation of DNA-templated transcription
Cellular component (GO): nucleus
Molecular function (GO): DNA-binding transcription factor activity
Source: RefSeq, a predicted model, not a curated record